Molecule: messenger RNA, 1183 nt
Organism: Aaosphaeria arxii CBS 175.79
Lineage: Eukaryota; Fungi; Ascomycota; Dothideomycetes; Pleosporales
Product: HAD-like protein
Exons: 1
Coding region: 77-1012 (311 amino acids)
Molecular function (GO): phosphoprotein phosphatase activity
Source: RefSeq, a predicted model, not a curated record
AUGUAGAGAAGGAAACCGCCGAGCAGACAGAAGUAAACAAUCCACAAGAGUACGGCGCUCUAAGCAUGCUUCUCAGAUGUCCUUGCACAGAGUUAACAAACCUCACAGGUGGGAGACUACAGCAAAUAUUCCGAACUCGGCAGGGGCUGAGGCACAACAGUCAAAGAGAAAAAGGAGGCCGAAGAAGAAAGCAAAAAAGAAGGCGGAGGCGCAGGCGCUUCAUAAUGAGCAAAUGCUUGCCGCACAAAGGGAGGAAAUCCGCCCUCGAAGGAUCAAGAGCCCUAAGAUAAUGCUUCCUGGGCCCAAGCCAACCGACGAAUACCUCAACGCUGCAGCCCAGGAUUUCUACGUUGUUGAUCCUCCACGCCGAAUGCUCGUGAUUCUCGAUCUGAACGGUGCCCUUGUCCAUCGCCCAGACAACAAUCCAAGGAAGACAGUGCCCCGCCCGUUCCUCGCGCCCUUCCUCGACUUCCUCUUCGACAACUUCUGCGUCAUGGUAUGGUCGAGCGCGCGGCCGCAAAACGUAGCAAGGAUGGUAGACAGUGUUCUUCCUCCCAAGCAUCGGAGUGGGUUAGUUGCUCGCUGGGACAGAUCUCACUUCAAACUCACCCCCGAGCAUUACGCGCAAAACGUUCAAGUUUACAAGGAUCUUAAUCUGGUGUGGACAGCCGAAUCAAUCCAACCGCAACCAAGCGAUGCCGACGAUGUCGUCCGCUGGGACCAAUCGAACACCAUCCUCGUCGACGACACCGCGCUCAAAGCCCAAGGCCAACCCUACAACCUCGUCGAGAUCCCUGAAUUCACAAACACCCCCGCGCAACAGGGUUGCGACAUCCUCCGCGAGGUGGCCAGUUAUCUGCAAACUGCCAGAAUGCAGGUGGAUGUUUCCAGGUUCAUCAAAAAUUACCCUUUCAAGGCGGACGGCACCUGGAAAUUCGACUGGCCGGACGACCUCGCCAAUGUCCCCGUCGCAGGAAUGGAACCUCUGCACCCUACUCCUCGCUACGAGUAGUAUCUACAUGAUCGAGACGGCCAACAGUAUCGGCAUGUCUCCACAUGUGACAACGCCUUUUCCAGAUCGCCAUCGACAUCGUCAUCUCGCAUUGUAGUCGCGAAAGCGGCAUUGACGCGGGCGCUGAUAGCGCCACGAAGGCAGCCUGCGGAGUGGCUUGUGUAAUUGGAG